UCCCAGCGCACAGCUGCGCUAUCGUUGCCCAUCCUGUUCUCCCCCAUCCACCUCGGUAUGCCCUCCCUACAUCGAAUUCAUUUUCGGUCCUCAUCCGCCUCCUCCAGCGUUCGUCCCCCUCCUCCUAAUCCUCGCAAGGUUCGCAUACGCACAGGCGAAGCACCUCCUCGGAUCAUCCAAAGCGAACAGCAAGCACAUGAGCCUCGUUGUAAAAUGGGGUCGGGAGAGGCUGCACUUCUCUGUCCCCCCACCCAACACGAAGCUGGGUGACUUCCGAAGAGAGAUCGCCGACUAUACCCAGCUGCCGAGUGGCUCAUUCAAGCUCAUCCAUGCCGGAGCUGUGAUGAAAGACGAUAGCGCGCCGAUUUCCGCCUAUGGCAUCAAGCCUGGCAGCACCAUAGCCCUCGUCGGCGGCGGCGAGCCCAUCAAGCCCCCUUCGUCGAAAGCCUCCUCUGCUCAGGCCCACAAGGCACCCCGCACGGAGGAGAACACCAUCUCGCAGAUUCGGGGCGAGCUCGACAAGGUUCGGGCUACUCUUCAGCCAGACGUGGACGCCUUCUUGGACGCACUCGCGCCUGCGCACGCAGCUGCACAUGUCGGUCCCGAACCGAAGGUGCCCGCUCUACCCAUGAAACCUGCAUCCGCAGCGCCGUCGGGGUCACUCGACCUCGGCCGAGAGCAUGUGAGACUCGGCGAGCUGCUCUUGCAGAGCCUCCUGCGUCUGGAUGCGAUCACUACGGAAGGCGAGUGGGAGGCAGCCAGGCGCGAGCGCAAAGGUGCAGUGAAGGAAGUGCAGGGGUUAUUAGACAGACUUGAUGGCGGCUGGCGGGCGCGCGCAAUGAGUUAGCGGUUUGUUACAGUAUCCUCACAAUUAUCACUAGAGCAUCCCGCAAGAUGUAUACCCGCAGGUUUUACCGUUGCGUAUGUACCCAUGUCCCACGAAGAUCUCGUUAUCGGCCCUCGUCCUGUCGCCCAGUAACGAAGGGACUCC
Dichomitus squalens LYAD-421 SS1 is the source of this 991-nucleotide messenger RNA. RefSeq lists its product as uncharacterized. Gene Ontology annotation, molecular function: protein-folding chaperone binding; adenyl-nucleotide exchange factor activity. The record is from RefSeq and is a predicted model, not a curated record. Gene Ontology annotation, biological process: protein stabilization. Gene Ontology annotation, cellular component: membrane; cytosol; nucleus. Lineage: Eukaryota; Fungi; Basidiomycota; Agaricomycetes; Polyporales; Polyporaceae. The transcript is spliced from 3 exons. Bases 197 to 847 code for a protein of 216 amino acids.